AUGGUGGAUUCGUUAGAAGGUAUUCAAGCAACCAUUCUUAAGGCUGCAGAAGAGAACCAAUCUAUCUCUAUUGCUGGAGGACGACAUGCUAUGGGUGCGCAACAAUUUGGUAGUGACACGGUGUUGAUCCAUACUACUAAAAUGAAUCGAGUGUUAGGUUUCGACGAAUCGACAGGUUUGAUCGAAGUGGAAGCUGGGAUACUAUGGCCGAAAUUGAUUGAUUACCUCAUUGCAAUGCAAAAAAACGUUCCUUGGACGCAACAGUGGGGUAUUGCUCAAAAACAAACUGGUGCAGACCGGUUAUCUAUCGGCGGAACGCUGUCAUGCAAUGCCCAUGGCCGCGGAUUAAAGAUGCAGCCCUUCGCUUCUGAUGUCGAAUCUUUUACCUUAGUCGAUGCUGAUGGUAAGUUUCGUCGAUGUAGCCGCCAGGAAAACAAAGAUCUGUUCGGACUAGUCAGCGGUGGUUAUGGUUUGUUCGGUGUGAUUUAUUCCGUAACAAUGCGCUUAGUAUCUCGGCAAAAAUUAGAGCGAGUAGUGGAAGUCAUCACCGUUGACGAACUACCGGAGGCUAUUGAACAACGUAUUGAGGAUGGAUUUCUCUACGGUGAUUUUCAAUUUUCCACUGAUGAGCAAUCUGAUGAUUUUUUAUACAGGGGCGUCUUUUCCUGCUACCAUCCAGUUGAUCCGGAUACUCCAAUGCUAGAAACUCAAAAAGAGCUAACCGAAGCCAAUUGGACAGAUCUUUUUUAUUUGUCCCAUGCAAACAAAGCUGAAGCAUUUAAAAGAUAUGCCGAUUAUUACGUGUCCACCUCCGGCCAGAUAUACGCAUCCGAUACUCAUCAACUGGCUCUGUAUCUUGAUGAUUAUCACCAUGAGCUUGAUCAUCGUCUGGGUGGGACAGAACAGGCCAGCGAAAUUAUUACAGAAAUCUAUGUUCCUCGUCCCCGUCUGCCCGACUUUUUAGCCGAAGUCCGAGAAGAUUUUCGAGCCAAUAAUGUUAACAUGGUCUAUGGAACUAUUCGACUGAUUGAGAAAGACACCGACAGCUUUUUACCUUGGGCCAAGCAGUCAUAUGCCUGCAUCAUCUUUAAUAUAAAUACUGUUCAUACUCCCGAAGGUAUCGAACACUCUGCUGCUGCUUUUCGUCGUCUGAUUGACAUAGCUAUCAAGCGUGGUGGUAGCUACUAUUUAACUUAUCACAAAUAUGCUACCCGUGAACAAAUCGAAACUUGCUAUCCAGAGUUUGCUGAAUUUCUUCGUCUUAAGGGAAAGUACGAUCCACAAGAGCGCUUUCAGAGCAACUGGUAUCGCUUUUACCGAGAAAUGUUUGAUGACCAAUGAACAACAUUCAUUUUUUCAAGAUUCUAAUUUGACUGAUAUGAACUUUAACUGAAUCUACAUAUGUCUGUUCUUCGUUCUCUUUUAUUGAAUAGUUUAUUAUUUUUAUAUUUAAACAGUUCUUAUUUUUACUUAUUUUCCUGUACUUUUCCAUUUGCUAAAAGAAGAAUAAACUAACUGAAUUAAAUUGAAAAUGCUUGACAGCAUGUUUUAGAGAAUUGAAUAAUGCUGGAAAAAAGAAUUAGAAAGUUCAAAACCUGCAUUUCAUCGACCAGAAGGCAACAGACGAGCAAAUAUUUGUCCGCUGCUCGAAUUCUCCGUGUAACGUAAAAGAAAUGGAAUAUUAGUCGAUCGAGGCACAAAGGACGGGGGUCGAUAAGAGGCAAAAUCGGCCCCCUCUCAGAUCAAGCUCAUAUUCACAAGUCUGAUGUAGUUUUUCUUCGUGAUUAAAACUAGCAUCUCAAAAAACCCAUUUUCAGCCCCCCU
Didymodactylos carnosus is the source of this 1824-nucleotide messenger RNA. NCBI's taxonomy places the organism in Eukaryota, Metazoa, Rotifera, Eurotatoria, Philodinida, Philodinidae. The record is from the annotation of a GenBank genome assembly.